AUGAGGAAAGCACUGCUUAACUCUCUGUUCUACAUUUCAAGGCCGCGUCCAAGUGAAAUUGCAUUCCCCCGUCGUGGGAAGAUUUUCAAAUGGUACUCCGGAUCUUCUGUCUACAUGGUUUACGUGCCGCAAAUAGUAUGUUUCGAAUUCGCGAACUGUGCACCUGGAGAUGAUGCAGCAAAGAACGAAGGAGGAAACGUCAUAGCAAAAUGUGCCAAUAACUUCAAAAGACUUUCUCUGGAGGAGUCGGGCGGUGCUUCUGUGUGCCAUCUAUCCGGUAACGAUUUGCAGGAGAAGUCACAUUGGAGAACAUCUUGUAGAACCAAGUACCCCAAGAAGGAAAAAAAAUUUGGUGGUGAACUCUUCGAAAAUUUACCGUUUUGA
Cylicostephanus goldi is the source of this 384-nucleotide messenger RNA. NCBI's taxonomy places the organism in Eukaryota, Metazoa, Nematoda, Chromadorea, Rhabditida, Strongylidae. The record is from the annotation of a GenBank genome assembly.